AACCUACUCAGAGCCGCUGUGAACUCAGAAGAGGCUCAGCUCUUGUUUCCCACGGAUUCCUGCCUCUCCGGAAACGUUGCCAGCGUAUACACAUGAGGGUAUCAAGCUGGAGAGAUCUUUAAUCCCCGAGAAAUGAAACACGGUGGAGAAACGGUAAAGCUCGAAGUCUGGAAGCGGCCUUAGCAGGAGUGGAGGGUCUGGAGUAAGCUAAGGGGUCCAGGUCCCCUCGCUUCAGCACCGGAAGGGAUGGACAGCGUCUCCCAGCUGCGCUGCUGCCUGGGGGACCCAACUGUGUUGCUACUGCUGCCUCUGCUGCUGUCCUCCUGGCCAGAGUCAUCGACAAUAGCUCUUAGCAGCUAAAAGGCGGUGCCUCUGGUCCCCUUCCUUGAUGGACGAAAACCAGCCCUCCUCAUCCUCUGGCACUCACAUCCACUCGGCUCCACGGAGUUAAACUCUAGGCAGCAACUUCAAGAAUAAUUUUCUAUACGGGACUGGGGGUAAUGCAGGCAGAAGAGUGGAGUUGAAGUUCUUAGAAGCACCAAGGAACCAUGGGCGCUGCAGUAGGAAUUGAAAUACUCAAAGGCCCACAGUUUUUAAAAUAAGAACGUCCCCGAGUGGAUUGCAGCUGUUGUGGAGAUAGCUUCGUGAGAGGUCAGAGAUACUAAACCCCAACAUUAAAGAAGCUGAAAAGACGUCAAUACCUCUGCUCAGCAGAUCGGGUAGCAAGUGCUCCUGCUGCUGUAAGAACAAGCAGUCACCCUGGGUUCCUGCAGCCAAGACCACACCUUUCACAGUGCCACAGCACAUGGAUUUCAGAACUACCUGUGAGGAGACGAAGACAGGGGUUUGCUUGCUACAAGAUGGUAAUCAAGAACCUUUUAAAGUCCGGCUACACCUUGCCAGAGACCUGCUGAUGCUACAGGAGCAGGAUGUCCUGUGUGUGUCUGGUGAACCUUUCUAUUCUGGUGAAAGGACGGUGACCAUCAGAAGACAGACAGUAGGAGGAUUCGGAUUAAGCAUAAAGGGAGGUGCAGAACAUAACAUUCCAGUUGUCAUUUCCAAAAUCUCCAAGGAGCAAAGAGCGGAGCUGUCGGGACUGCUUUUCAUUGGGGAUGCAAUUCUACAGAUAAAUGGAAUUAAUGUGAGGAAAUGCAGACAUGAGGAAGUGGUACAGGUUCUUCGGAAUGCUGGGGAGGAAGUGACCCUGACAGUGUCAUUUUUAAAAAGAGCACCUGCUUUCCUCAAACUCCCACUUAAUGAAGACUGUGCAUGUGCUCCGAGUGACCAAAGCAGUGGUACCUCCUCUCCUCUAUGUGACAGUGGCUUACAUCUCAACUACCAUCCAAACAACACAGACACACUUUCCUGCUCCUCGUGGCCCACAUCUCCAGGCCUGCGAUGGGAGAAGCGUUGGUGUGACCUCAGGCUCAUUCCCCUACUGCAUGCCCGCUUCUCUCAGUAUGUGCCGGGGACUGACUUGAGUAGGCAGAACGCUUUCCAAGUGGUUGCUGUGGAUGGAGUCUGCAGUGGAAUUCUUCAGUGCCUCUCUACUGAAGACUGCAUGGAUUGGCUCCAUGCAAUAGCAGCUAACAUUUCAAACCUCACAAAGCACAAUAUCAAAAAAAUCAACAGAAAUUUUCCUGUAAACCAGCAGAUAGUCUACAUGGGCUGGUGUGACGCCCGGGAGCAGGAAUCCCUCCAGGACCGUGUGUACACGCCUGUGUUUCUUGCCCUGCGGGGCUCCUGUCUUUACAGGUUCCUGUCACCUCCAGUGACUACCUGGGACUGGACUCGAGCAGAGAAAACCUUCUCCGUGUGUGAGAUCAUGUGCAAGGUCCUCAAGGACAGUGACCUGCUGGAUCGGCGGAAACACUGCUUCACUAUGCAGUCUGAGUGUGGGGAGGAUCUCUACUUCUCUGUGGAGUUAGAGAGUGACCUUGCCCAAUGGGAACGAGCCUUCCAAACAGCCACCUUCCUCGAAGUGGAGCGCAUACAGUGCAAGACCUAUGCAUGUGUGCUGGAGAGUCACCUAAUGGGCCUCACUAUUGACUUCAGCACAGGCUUCAUCUGCUUUGAUGCAGCAACAAAGGCUGUACUUUGGAGGUAUAAAUUUUCUCAGCUUAAAGGCUCAUCAGAUGACGGCAAAAGCAAAAUCAAAUUUUUGUUUCAGAAUCCAGAUACGAAACAGAUUGAAGCAAAGGAGUUGGAAUUUUCAAAUUUAUUUGCUGUUCUUCACUGUAUUCAUUCAUUUUUUGCUGCCAAAGUAGCUUGUUUGGACCCUCUGUUUUUAGGUAAUCAGGCUGCAAGUUCUGCUGCUGCCAGCUCUACUUCUACAAGCAAGGCAAAGCACAUGGCUUGACAUGCUGAGCUCUGCCUGACAGCCCUCAGGGUCACUCACUCCCUACUUCCAUGCUGUCACCAAGUCAACCUUGGAGUCAAAUUGCAAUUCCAGCAGCAGAAAAGUCAGGAGGCAUCUGCAAAUGACCCUGGGAGGGCAGAGCAACCUAGUCAUUCUCCACUGAUCUCUAUCAGGACACAGCUGUCACCAUAUUUGGUGACAAAAGAAUGAUUGGUGUAAAGUAUGUAAAUAAUAUAAAAAUUGUAAGCUACCUAUAAAUAAAAAUACCAAUUAAAUGGCUAUUUCUCUACUUUAGAUGAUUUUGUAUGACAAAUGCAUAUUGGGCCAGAUCAUGAAUCAAUGCCCUAUCAUUGUAUUAUGAGUGUAAAAAAAAAGUUAAAAAAUAAAAGCAAGGCAAGUAGCAUGCAAAUUAAACAAGCAACAAAAGAAGAUGAAAACAAAUGACCUCAAAGACAGAAGCAUCUUAACUUAUGUGAGUUACUUCCUGUAUUUUCAUCCCAUUGUUCCAUAUGAGCACUCCAGCUGUGUUUAUCUUACUGUGAAAUAUUCUGCAGAAUUAAUAAAGACAAUUACAUUGGCCUGUGAAAACACCCUAGGAAAUCAAACAUUUCUUCUUUGGUGAAUGUUACUAACAUGUUUUACAUUUUAAAAUGGUAUUAAUCAUGAAUGUCAAAAAACAUUCUUCAUUUAAAUGCAUUUCUUCUUUUUUUGCCUAAUGAGAUUUAUGAACAAAAUAAAUUUUAAUAAAUUUAAAUGUCCCCACAUUCUUACAGAAAAAUAUCAAUAAAUUCUAUGUAAGAAACAAGUCUUUGUUAUACUUUUCUAUUUAGUCAUGAACUAAAAAGUUCGUGAAAAGUAUCCACAGAGGCUAUGAGAGCUGGCAAGAUUUUUAUUUGAGUUCAUUUAUGUAAAAUUUAAGUGAGAUUUGAGAAAAAAAGCAUCAAAAUUUGUUAUAAAACUUCAUAGAAAGUUAUUGAAUAGUGUCAAAUCAUGUAGGCUACUGUAGGUAUCUUGUGUCAGCAUUAGGAAGGUAAAAAGACAGAAAUGUGCAUUGUGGGGUGUGCACUCAUAGCCAAGAACUGGAGAUUGCUCGUAUACAGAGCAGGAAGUAUUCUCUCUCCUUUACUUAGGCUGUGCUGGUGUCUGCUUUUAAACAACUAGCUACCUGUUGAAAAGUAAACAAAUAAAGCCCACUUAUAUUAGUACACAUUUUAAUUGAACACUGUUUGAUUCCCCCUUAAAAUGACCAAAUUUUUAAUAACUAAGUCAGUAUCCCUCCUUAAAUAGAAGACAAUCCCACCUCAGGCUCAAGAGGAAAGUAAAAUCAUUUCUUUAAAGGAGUAUUUACCCAUACUUAUAAAGUCAUUAGGCAGUGAACUAUUUACAUAAUAAUCAAAAAUAUUAUUUCAUUUUGCAGUGGAUUAAGUGGAAUCUCAAAAUGUGAUCUGGAAAUGUUAAGUUGGAUCUAAGAUGCCUUGCCAACAGAACAUGAACAUUUGAUAAUAGGGGCUUAUAUAUUCUAUUUUUACAAGAAAUUUCUAUGUAAAACCACAAUAAUCAUUUUGGGAUUACUGCUUACUAGAGCAACCAAACACAAAAGAUAUGAUAAUUUUGAAUUUCACUAAAGUCUGAAUUCUGCCUUUCUAAUAUAGAGGAGAAAAGAGUAAAGAGAGGCACAUGUACUAUGUCUUCUGAAAGUUCUGCUCCUGCACAUGGUACUGCCCUAUCGUGGAUGACCACUGGAAUUUAAAACUAUACAGAGUUCUUCUGUAAUUAUUCAAAAAUAACUUUAUGGAGCUGGAGAGAUGGCUUAGUGGUUAAGAAAUUUACUGCUUUUUCAGAGGACUUGGAUUUGAUUGCAGCACCAACACAGUGGCUCAUAAUCAUCUGGAACUACAAUUUCAAGGGUUUUAAUGCCCUCUUCAGAACUCAGUAGCACCAGAUACAUAUAUGGCACAUAUACAUAUAUGGAGGUGAAACAUCACCUAAAAAAAAUCUAAAAGUAGAUUUUACAAAGCUCCAUUUAAACAUACAAACCUGAGUUAAGUCUUUAUUGCUGUUGUUGUCACAUCAACUGUUCUAUCAGUACCCAUGUUGUAAAAACAGCUCAAGUGUGAGAUUAGAUCUUGAGUAUAGAGCUUGUAUCCUUUGUGUGUUUGUAGACACAUAAAUAUAUGUAUAGAGACAAGUAUAAAAUUUGAUCUUAAUUGUACUGAAAGAAAAUGUUUCACAUAUGUAACACAUAGCUCUGUAUGUAUUGUAUGUAUUCAGCUAUAAAAUGUUGGUUGAAUUGAAAUCUACUAGAACAACCUUGUUUUUGUUACUUUUUAUAAUAUUGGUUAAAAUAUCACCAUGCUGAAAUUUCUAUUUAACAUGAUUAGUGGAAUAGGCACCAAUUAGCAAAAUACUUUUCUGGUUUUCAUCCAUUUAACAGUUAGUGUUUAAUGCUUUCUUUAUAAUAUGAUUAACCACUGUCAGUUGCUGUGACUUUGGAUACUUAAAUGAGAAAAUGUAGAAAUUCAUGAAAACACAGAUUUCAACUUCUCAGUAAGUUAAGUUCAGAUAUAGAUUUUUUUUUUUAAGCAAUCCCAAGUUUGAGUAUUAAACAUACCUGAGAAUGCUUAAUGAUGUGUUAACCCUUCCAGUGCCUUUUUGGAUAUGUAUGCACUUUCAUGUGUGUGUGCAUGUGUAGAUCAUUAAAGGGCUUAUUAAAGUGUACACACUGCAAGCUUAAAGGAAAAUGUAACUAUGUGAGUUAGAGAGAGGAGUUUAAAACAGCUAAGAUGAGAAUGUCUUUUUAUGAUAAAAAUAAAAUAUCAUUUGAAAUAAAGUGUAUCAAAGCAGGGGGGCUUGAAUUUGUUAUAGUUUAACUUCAAAAUUACCUUAAUAGAUAACUUAAAUAUAACAAAUACCCAAAGCUUCCUAUCUAAUUCUAUUUUAUAGAGUGGAAUAUGCUAGUAAUUUCUUACUCACAUUUCAGGCAUGAGCUGGUGUGUUGUUUUAAAACUUUUGCUCAUAAAACUGUCAUUCAGC
Molecule: messenger RNA, 5392 nt
Organism: Arvicanthis niloticus (Nile rat)
Lineage: Eukaryota; Metazoa; Chordata; Mammalia; Rodentia; Muridae
Source: RefSeq, a predicted model, not a curated record